Messenger RNA from Lodderomyces elongisporus, 3498 nucleotides. It is a transcript of the gene RPA135, whose product is annotated as DNA-directed RNA polymerase I core subunit. Gene Ontology annotation, biological process: DNA-templated transcription. NCBI's taxonomy places the organism in Eukaryota, Fungi, Ascomycota, Pichiomycetes, Serinales, Debaryomycetaceae. Gene Ontology annotation, molecular function: DNA binding; ribonucleoside binding. Bases 1 to 3498 code for a protein of 1165 amino acids. Gene Ontology annotation, cellular component: RNA polymerase I complex; nucleus. The transcript has a single exon. The record is from RefSeq and is a predicted model, not a curated record.
AUGCCACAUGCAGACUUUAGAACUUUAGAAAGAGAAGAGCGGUUUCAAAACCCGCCAAAGGACAAGUCUGCUUUUCCUUUAUUGCAGAAUGCCGUGGCACCACAUAUUGGCUCGUUCAACGCCUUGACUGAUGGACCAGAUGGAGGGUUGUUGAACAUUGCUGUUAAGGAUAUUGGUGCCAAGACUAUUUUUGACUCAACAGACGAGGAGAGAUUGGGCAAUAAAUUGAAGAUCUGGGUUGAGUCAGUCUCUUUGGCCAAGCCUAGUGUUGCUAGUACCGAUAGAUUAUCCGUAAACAGAAAAACUUUCCCCUCAGAAUGCAGAGAAAGAAUGACCACUUAUAGAGCAAAGCUUGUUUUGAAUGUUGCGUGGACCAUUAAUGACGGCGAACAGCAUAAUAUGAUUAGAGAAGCUGGCCAGAUCCCCAUUAUGGUCAAAACCAAUAGAUGUCACUUGGAGAAAUUGUCGCCUGAACAGUUGGUGCAAGCAAAGGAAGAGAGUGACGAGCUUGGUGGAUACUUCAUUGUUAAUGGUAUUGAAAAAUUAAUUCGUAUGUUGAUUGUGCAAAGGCGAAAUCACCCAAUGGCGCUUAUUCGUCCUUCCUUUGGUAAUAGAGGUGCAUCGUACUCCAAGUUUGGUAUUCAAAUACGUUGUGUUCGUCCAGAUCAAACAUCACAAACCAAUGUGUUGCACUACUUGAAUGAUGGUAAUGUUACCUUUAGAUUCUCUUGGAGGAAAAACGAAUACUUGGUGCCAGUAAUGAUGAUUUUGAAAGCACUUGUUGAAACCAACGAUCGUGAAAUUUUCGAUGGUAUUGUUGGACACGACACUCAAAACUCGUUUUUAACUGAUCGUCUUGAACUUUUGUUGAGAACUUAUAAAUCUUACAAUUUGAACUCACAGCAAGAAACUUUGGCAUACUUGGGUGACAAGUUUAGAGUUGUUCUUGGUGCAACUCCCGACGUUUCUGACAUUGAAGUUGGAAAAGAAUUGUUGAACAGAAUUGUGCUUGUGCAUUUGGACAAGAAUGAAGACAAGUUUAGAAUGUUGUUGUUUAUGAUUAGAAAAUUGUACUCGCUAGUUGCUGGAGAUUGUGCACCAGAUAACCCUGAUGCAACACAACAUCAAGAAGUGCUUUUGGGUGGUUUCUUGUAUGGUAUGAUUAUCAAAGAGAAAAUCGAUGAGUAUUUGCAAAACUUCAAAUUACAGGUUCAAUCUGACCUAAACAGAGGUGUCGGUGUCAACUUUGAAAACCAGAAAUACAUGACACGAGUAUUUUCAAGAAUCAAUGAAAAUAUUGGUCAAAAAUUACAAUAUUUCCUUUCCACAGGUAAUUUGGUGUCGCAAUCUGGUCUUGAUUUACAACAAGUAUCGGGUUACACUGUUGUCGCCGAAAAAAUUAAUUUCCACCGUUUUAUUUCGCAUUUUAGAAUGGUCCACAGAGGUGCAUUCUUUGCCGAGUUGAAAACCACUACUGUUCGUAAAUUGCUUCCAGAAUCAUGGGGUUUCUUGUGUCCUGUGCAUACACCGGAUGGUUCUCCAUGUGGUUUGCUUAAUCACUUGUCACACAAAUGUGUUAUUGCCACUACUGCAUCGGACGUUUCUCAAGUUCCAAAAGCAUUAACCCAAUUGGGUGUUUUGCCAGCUAAUGCUUAUGCUGCUGGUCCAGAUUUAUGUGUUGUUCAACUAGAUGGUAAAAUUGUAGGAUGGACUACUCACGAACAAGGUAAAAUCAUUGCAGAUACUUUGCGUUUUUGGAAGGUUGAAGGAAGCCACGGUUUGCCUUUGGAUUUAGAAAUUGGUUACGUUCCACCUUCAGUUAAUGGUCAGUACCCAGGUCUUUACAUCUUUGGUGGUCAUUCUAGAAUGAUGAGACCAGUGAAGUAUUUGCCAUUGGGUAAAGAGGAUAUUGUUGGUCCAUUUGAACAAGUUUACAUGAACGUUGCAGUUACCCCCGAAGAAAUUGAGAAUAACGUUCACUCGCAUGUGGAGUUUUCACCAACCAAUAUCUUAUCGAUCUUGGCCAAUCUUACCCCAUUUUCGGAUUUCAAUCAAUCCCCAAGAAAUAUGUAUCAAUGUCAAAUGGGUAAGCAAACUAUGGGUACUCCAGGUACAGCAUUGGUGCAUAGAUCUGACAAUAAGCUUUAUAGAUUGCAAACCGGUCAAACACCAAUUGUCAAGGCCAAUUUGUACGACGAGUAUGGAAUGGACAAUUUCCCCAAUGGUAUGAAUGCAAUUGUUGCUGUUAUUUCCUAUACCGGUUAUGAUAUGGAUGAUGCAAUGAUUAUCAACAAGUCAUCUGAUGAACGUGGGUUUGGUUAUGGUACCGUGUACAAGGUUGAAAAAGUUGAUUUAGGACAAUCAAGAAGAAAAGGUGAUCCAAUCUCACAACAUUUUGGAUUUGGAGAUGACGAGUGGCCUGAGACAUGGAAGGAGAAACUUGAUGACGAUGGAUUGCCACUCAUUGGUGUUAAGGUGGAAGAAGGAGAUCCAAUUGUUGCAUACUUUGACGACACCUUGGGUAAAACCAAGGUCAAGACAUACCACUCUUCAGAGCCUGCAUAUAUCGAAGAAGUCAAAUUACUUGGAGAUGAUGCUGGUGACAAAGAAGCACAACAAAUUACAAUCAAGUACAGAAUCACAAGACAGCCUCAAAUUGGUGACAAGUUUUCCUCGAGGCACGGUCAAAAGGGUGUUUUAUCGAGAAAGUGGCCACAGAUAGAUAUGCCAUUCACCGAAAGUGGAAUGCAGCCAGAUGUCAUUAUCAACCCACAUGCUUUCCCCUCUCGUAUGACAAUCGGUAUGUUUGUUGAAUCGCUUGCUGGUAAGGCAGGUGCAUUACAUGGUAUCGCACAAGAUUCCACGCCUUGGAAGUUUAGUGAAUCUGACACGCCGGCAGACUAUUUUGGUGAUCAAUUGUUGAAAGCCGGGUACAAUUUCCACGGUAACGAACCUAUGUACUCCGGUGCGACUGGUGAAGAGUUGAGGUGUGAUAUCUACAUUGGAUGUGUUUACUAUCAAAGAUUGAGACAUAUGGUCAAUGACAAGUUCCAAGUUAGAUCAACUGGUCCUGUGAACUCAUUGACCAUGCAACCUGUGAAAGGUAGAAAGAGAUCUGGUGGUAUCCGUGUCGGUGAGAUGGAGAGAGAUGCAUUGAUUGGUCACGGUACAGCAUUUUUGCUUCAAGACCGUUUAUUGAACUGUUCAGAUUAUGCACAAACAUCGGUUUGUCGAACAUGUGGAUCUAUCUUGACCACACAGACAUCGGUGCCUCGUAUUGGUGCUAUGGCUUCCAUAAGGUGCAGAAGAUGUUCGGUAAGAUUAGACAAAUACAAAGGUUUUGCUAAGGACUCUGAGAUCUGGGAAGAUGGUCAUAAUGUGAAAUGGGUCGGUGGUGACAACACUACAACCGUUGCCAUACCAUUUGUUUUGAAGUAUUUGGACAGUGAACUAUCUGCGAUGGGUAUCAAGAUGCGUUACAACGUUGAGCCAAAGUAA